Molecule: messenger RNA, 504 nt
Organism: Haemonchus placei
Lineage: Eukaryota; Metazoa; Nematoda; Chromadorea; Rhabditida; Trichostrongylidae
Source: the annotation of a GenBank genome assembly
ACGCCUUUCCACCUAUAUCGUGGUAUACUCAGAAAAUUCUACUUUUUUUCUUUUCAGGACUACAUUUCUGCUGGUGCCAUAGUUAGAGAAGACUUGUCGGAUGCCCAACUAAUCAUAUCUGUUAAGCAGGUGCCUAUUGAUCAGCUGAUACCCAACAAGACCUACGCUUUUUUCUCGCACACUAUUAAAGCUCAACAGGACAACAUGGAAAUGUUGGACACCAUUUUGCAAAGGAAAAUUCGCCUGAUAGAUUAUGAAAAAAUCGUGGACAGGAAGGGCAAACGUUUGGUUAUGUUUGGAAAAUGGGCUGGAAAUGCAGGUUUCAUUGACAUUCUGCACGGUCUUGGAUUGAGAUUGCUAGCACUUGGUCAUCACACGCCAUUCUUACACGUUGGUCUCGCCCAUAAUUACAGUGAUUCUCAUAUGGCUAUCAACGCCCUCCGCGAUAUCGGCUAUGAAAUCGCGCUCGAUAAAAUGCCAAGGUGGGUGAACUUCCAUGAGUGA